Molecule: messenger RNA, 12401 nt
Organism: Xiphophorus couchianus (Monterrey platyfish)
Lineage: Eukaryota; Metazoa; Chordata; Actinopteri; Cyprinodontiformes; Poeciliidae
Gene: dmxl1
Product: Dmx like 1
Exons: 51
Coding region: 503-9787 (3094 amino acids)
Biological process (GO): vacuolar acidification
Cellular component (GO): RAVE complex
Molecular function (GO): protein binding
Source: RefSeq, a predicted model, not a curated record
CGUUAUCAUGACACAUCUUCAACCUAAGGAAAAGCUUCCUCUCUGUAUGAGCGUUUUAUUUGUUAACCUUGGAGUAAGGGUGACCCCGUUUGUCGCUGUUUGAGAAGUAAGCAGCUCCUUGUCUUGUCAGGCAGAUAGUGUCUACCAAUUAAUGUGUCAUAAGUUGUCUGGAGCUUCCUUAGACACGCUGGAGCUCGCUGAGAGAGAAAGCUUUACGAGCUAGUCGCAGCUAGCGCAGCUAAGUGAGGAGACCCGUAACGUCGGGGUGCUACAUUCACCAAAAACAGCCGCUGACAGAAAGAAAUGCUGACUUCACAUCUAUGGCGUUAUGACAGAGCGUAAGAACAAAAGCAGGUCUGCAGGAAUACCAGCGUGAGUUUACAGGCCACAGGCAAGGAUGAGCGGAUCCCUCCCGUGGUUUCCCAUGAAUCUUGCCUGGAGUGGGAGCGUGUUGUGAAAGGAGAGCAGUGGGAAGACCACACGUGGACGAUCAGCAGCAGUCAUGAAUCUCCAUCAAGUCCUUACAGGGGCCGUUAACCCCGGGGACAAUUGCUUCUCUGUUGGGAGUGUCAACAAUGUGCCUUUCACGGCUUAUGCGUCAGGUUGUGACGUGGUGGUUUUAGGAAGUAAUUUUGAGCGGCUGCAGAUCAUCCCGGGGGCCAAACAUGGGAAUAUCCAGGUCGGUUGUGUCAACUGCUCACAACGAGGUGGACAGAUUGCAGCUUCCUAUGGAAGCAUUGUUUGUGUCUUUGAGCCAGUUCACCUCCCAGAUCAAAAGUACGCCUCAUCUAAACUAAGCUGCCAAUGGCAGAAGACUGGUCAGUUUGUUUUAGAGUCAAUGGUACGAAACCUGGCUUGGCAUCCCACAGGUGAUACUCUGUUAACUGGCUCUAGUAGCCUUCAGUUGUGGUCCAAUACUGAUGGGAAAGAUGAAAGUGAAGAAAAGGGAAAGCAGACAAAACCCACCAGACCAGACUCUAAUUCUACCUGGAGAUGCAUCUGGCAGAGCAAGACUGCCUCUCCAGUCAGUUUUAUAAAGUUCUCACCUGAUGGACAGUUCUUUGCUACUGCAGGACAGGAUGACUGUCUAGUGAAGGUUUGGUACAGCACAAACAAGUGGAAGUCAUGUGUUGCGGAGCUGUUUACUCCUCCAGACGCCAGUGUGAGUGAGCAGGGAGAGCUGAACUUUUCCUUCAUCUACUUGGCCCAUCCUCGCUCCGUUACGGGGUUCUCCUGGAGGAAGACUAGCAAGUACAUGCCACGAGGGGCAGUGUGUAACGUUCUGCUCACCUGCUGUAAGGACAGCGUCUGCCGGAUGUGGGCAGAGACGCUGUUGCCAGGUGACAGCCUCAUCUCCGGUUACCAUAGCAGCCAUCUUUUUGGCCCACAAGGGGAAACAGUCAACUCUGCUGCCUCCUCUUCAAAGCACACCUGCAAUGGAAAAUCAGCAGGAAUGUCUUCACAAGAAUUAAGUUUUCAGGAAUCAUGGCAUUCCUCGUCUUACCGGGAUAUUCCUCGGCCGUCUCUGACUGGCUGCCUGCCUCACGAUCAGAACCAACACCAUAACCACAGGAGGAGCAGCAACAGCGGGACGUCUCAUGCCAAUGCGCUCUGCCACUUCCAUAUCGCAGCCAGCAUUAACCCAGCCACAGACAUUCCUCUACUGCCAUCCAUCUCUGCUCUGAGUGCGGUGGACGACGAGGAACCCGGCGGUCUGUUUACCGUCCACUGGCUCAACAACAAAGAGCUUCACUUCACUUUAGCCAUGGAAGUCUUCCUGCAGCAACUUGGAGGAAGUUUGGAACAGAGGAACGAAUCCUCUAAUGAAGAGCUUGAUGAUGAAGAAAACUCUGACGAAGAAGAGAACAGACCAAGUGACCCCCAAUGCCCUGAAGGUGGGGAGCUUCCUGUAGCAGCUGUGGAGCAUCAGGUGGACGUUUUGUUAGAGGAGUGGAAUAAAGGGGCCGACAUGCUGUUCAGUAUUCACCCGCUGGACGGCUCUUUGUUGGUCUGGCAUGUCGACUUUUUAGAUGAAUACCAGCCAGGCAUGUUCAGGCAAACUCAGGUGUCGUUUGUGUCUCGCAUCCCAGUAGCAUUCCCUACAGGCGAUGCAAUCUCCCUGAGCCACAGUGUGGUCAUGUAUGCCUGCAACAAGAAUGUGGAUCUGGCUAUUCAACAUGUCAGACAGCGCCCCCCCGGGAGCUCCUUGUCUCAAACCAAAUCUGCUCUGAUAAGCUACGGGAGUCUUGGGAAAGCUGCUCCCAGCAGUAGCCUCAGACUGAGCAUUUUCACCCCUAAUGUCCUCAUGAUCUCCAAGCACGACGACGGCUCUCUGAAUCAGUGGGCAGUCAGUUUUGCAGAGGACUCUGCUUUCUCCACUGUGCUCAGCGUCUCUCACAAAUCACGCUACUGUGGUCACCGUUUCCACCUCAAUGACUUGGCCUGUCAUUCGCUGCUUCCUCUCCUCCUCACCACCUCGCACCACAACGCCUUGAGGACGCCAGAGGCAGACAGCAUCCUGGCUCUUGCGGAGGCUUACUCGACUGGUGUCCCGUCUUUCUCUCAUGGGUCACGACCCUCCCGUGUGUCCCUUGGAGGGGUUUCCCAAGAUCCCAAUGCCAUCUACAGCGAGCUGAUUCUGUGGAGGGUGGACCCGGUCGGGCCGUUGUCUCUAUCAGGCGGAGUCUCAGAGUUGGCCAGGAUCAAUUCCCUCCAUGCGUCAGCAUUUGCUAAUGUAGCCUGGCUUCCCACCCUCAUUCCCAGCAGCUGCUUAGGUAUGUACUGUAACUCCCCCAGUGCUUGCUUUGUGGCGAGUGAUGGCCAGUCACUCAGGCUAUAUCAGGCUGUUAUUGAGGCGAAGAAACUCCUGAGUGAACUCUCCAACCCUGAGAUUUCUAAAUAUGUUGGGGAGGUGUUUAACAUCAUCAGCCAGCAGUCCACAGCAAAACCAGGCUGCAUCAUUGAGCUGGAUGCCAUUACAGACUUUCAGGGGAAGGAGACCCAGCUCCUGCAUGUCUUUGAGGAAGAUCUGAUCCUCGGCAGUAUGAAAACAGAAGACACGCAAGAUACUCCCCAGUCUCCAUCUACUGCAGCCUGCAGUAAGCCAGCCUUCUCAGGACAUUUUUUUCUGGUGGUGGUGGAACUGACUCCUACUGGUCGCUCCUUGCUCCACAUGUGGCAUCUGCAUCUGGUAGCUUGUCCUGUCACAAUAGAGGAAGCUACAAUUCAAAAAGAAAUCAAUGCAGUUUCUCCUAUAACUGGCUCUCAGUUCAUCUUCGACAUCCCCAGCUCUCCAGUACAGAAGAGUAAACCCUGCACUUCCAAUUUACAGAGCGCAUGUCGUCUCAGCCUGACAACGCACAUGCUGUGCAGCCAAGAAAUGGCGCUACCGCAAGGGGUGGAAGUCAUUAGCGUUACUCCUUCAGCAGGUCAUCUGAGUGCAUCAUGUUCUCUGCCGUCGGGUCGUGUGCCUUAUCUCCUUGCUACUUCCUGUUCUGAUGAAAAGGUGCGCUUCUGGAGGUGUACUGCUUUGAAAACGGACCCGUCCAGUGUACACAGCUUGGCAUAUCAGUGGGAAGAGUGGCCCCUGGUGGUGGAGGAGACUCAUCCGAACAGCAGCACCGUGAGCGUGCCUGGUCGGCCCAUCAAGGUCAGCUGUUGUCACUCUGGACGGAUUGCUGUUGCCUACAGGCAGACGACGAACCCACCACUGAACUCAACACCUCAUCUGAACACUCACAGACUGCUGCAAUCCCCGCCUGCCCUGGCAUCCUCCCCCUUCUGCAGCAACACUCACAUGACCUCGACCCUUACUCUACAGCCUUGUCAAAGUCUCGCGUUAAGCCCCAACUCAGCCAACAUGAAGGAACCAGCAGUCCAUAUCAGCACUUUUCAGUGUGAGUCCACUGGCGGUUCACAGUGGAUACUGGAGCAAACUAUAGCCCUGGAAAGCACAGAUCCCACAACUUUUUCUUCCACCAGCAAUGGACCUGCCAAUAUUCCAAAUAACACAGACUUCUCUACACUAAACGGAAACUGUCCUGGUUCUGCUAAUAGAAGCCAGGUUCACUUGGACUGGGUUUCCCAAGAGGACGGGUCACACGUAUUGACUGUUGGCAUUGGGACAAAGAUUUAUAUGUAUGGCCGUCUCUCUGGGAAGCCUCCAGACUUAGGCCUGUCUUCUGAAACAAAUAGAGACCAAAGUCUGUCUCGUCUGGUUCUCCUUCGGUCCGUUAAUCUGGUUUCCUCUGUUGAAGGUUCGUUACCUAUCCCAGUCUCACUGUCCUGGGUUCGAGAUGGGAUCUUGGUGGUGGGCAUGGACUGUGAGAUGCAUGUUUAUUCCCAGUGGCAACCACCAGUUCCUCCCAAACCCAGCGUUACGGUCGUCCAAGACGCAGAUAUCAGCAGCAGCGUCUCCUCUAUCGUCUCAGCUGUCAGACAGUGCCAAGAGGACGUUUUCACCACUGGUGCUCCCACAGCUUUUUUGACCCUACCCAAACGAUCCCUAACAAGAUCAAUGAUGAGCCUGGCGCAGAAACUUAGUGGGAAGAAAACCGUUUAUGACCUUCCUGUAGAGUUGGAAGACUCCGGACUCUUUGAAGCGGCUCACCAACUUUCUCCUACUCUGCCUCAAUACCAUCCUGUUCAGUUACUGGAGCUUUUGGAUCUGGGGAAGGUUAACCGUGCCAAAGCAAUCCUCUCUCACUUGGUAAAAUGCAUUGCUGGGGAAAUUGUGAUACUUAAGGACAAUGCCACCCAUCCAGAGAAACGCGUGCGCUCUCGGACUAUCAGUGUGGGAGGCAGCACAGCCAGGGACCAAAAGAUAUUCAACAAGUCAGAAAGCUCCAGCCCUGACUACACCGAGAUAAGCUCUGUCCCUCCCCUGCCUCUGUACGCUCUGCUGGCAGCUGAUGAGGAUGCACCACAUCUUGAGAAAGGAGGCAGUAUGAGCGGUGAUAGCGGACAUGGCUCCAGUCAGACUGAUGCCUAUGAUGAGCUCUUUCAUACACACAACACUCUCGAUCUCAAUCCUCUGGACAACGAACAGGAAGAACCUGGGAAUAAGGUUAUAGAUCUUUCCCAGUACAGUCCUACAUACUUUGGGCCAGAGCAUGCUCAGGUUCUGUCCAGCCACCUCCUCCACUCCAGUUUGCCUGGAUUAACCCGAAUGGAGCAGAUGUCCCUCAUGGCGUUGGCUGACACCAUCGCCACGACAAGCACAGACCUCAAGGAUAACCAGGAUAAGAGCAAAGGUGGAGAAACACUGGAUGAGUGUGGGUUGAAGUUCUUACUGGCUGUCAGACUCCAUACCUUCCUUCUAACAUCCCUGCCUCCUGUCCAUCGAGCCCAGCUGCUACGGCAAGGCCUUUCAACCUGUCAGUAUGCCUGGGCCUUCCACUCUGAAGCGGAGGAGGAGCUCUUGAACAUGCUGCCCGCCCUGCAGAAGGGAGAGCCUACCUGGGCUGAGCUCCGAGCCAUGGGUGUGGGCUGGUGGCUGCGCAGCACCAACAAGCUGCGCAGGUGUAUAGAGAAGGUUGCUAAGGCUUCGUUUCAGAGAAACAAUGAUCCUCUGGAUGCUGCUAUAUUUUACCUCGCAAUGAAAAAAAAGGCAGUGGUUUGGGGACUGUACAGGUCUCAGAAGAAUACAAAAAUGACAGAGUUUUUCCACAACAACUUCAGCGAGGACAGGUGGAGGAAAGCUGCAUUGAAGAACGCCUUCUCUCUGUUGGGAAAGCAGCGGUUCCAGCAUUCUGCCGCCUUCUUUCUGCUGGCUGGUUCCCUUAAAGAUGCUGUGGAGGUGUGUUUAGAGAAAAUGCAGGACUUGCAGCUGGCCUUGGUGAUCUCUAGAUUGUAUGAAUCUGAGUUUGAGACAUCUUCUACUUAUAAAAAGAUCCUCCAGAGACAUGUUUUGGGUCAAGACAAACAGAUUCCAGUCCAUCCAGAUCCAUUCCUGCGAAGCAUAGCUUUCUGGGUCCUGGAAGAUUACAGCAAAGCAUUAGACACACUGAUUGAGCAGCCUACAAACUGCAAAAGCUCUGGACCCUCUCAGAGCAAAUGUGACAGUGGUUCCUCAACCAUGUCUGCAAGUAACCCUGAGGUUUUCAACUUUUACAUCUACCUCCGCACACACCCGCUGCUCCUUCGCCGCCAUUUCAGCUCUUCAGACAAAGCUAAAGUUGCUCUGACCACAGAAGUCCGCAGGGCCGACACCAUCAGCCUGGAUGAGAGGAGACUCUUCUUCACGACUGCAUACGCACACCUCCACACCGGAUGCCCCAUGUUAGCACUGGAAGUCCUUUCCAAAAUGCCCAAAGUUCACAAGCACUCCAAAGUUUCCCAACACGGAGUAAAAGACAUUCCGAAUGAACUGAGUGUCGGGAGCAGGAAUGGGCCGGCAUCGGAACCCGACUGGUCUCCGCCGGGUCUGAACGGCUACCAGUCGGAUGGAAACAGCAACAGCAGGUCCGAUUCGGUGUUGAGUUUUGAUUGGAGCCAGCCGUCGAUGACGCUACCAGCUGAGCAUCUGGAGCUGAAGUGGGACAGCGACAAAGAUGAAGAGGACGAAGACGAAGAGAACGUUCCGGAAAACAAUAUAAAAACAGACAACAGUGUGUUUCAGGACCGACAGGACUCCAUGUUGACUAUAGCAGAAACGGUAAAAAGCGAGGAAAAUGAAGACGGCGAUGACUUCAUUGCUCCAUCUGAAGACAUCUUUUUGGCCCAUCUUAAGUUCACCGCCUGCUUGAAGAUCAUGAGCAACGAGCUUCGGACUCUGUCGACGGGAUACGAACUGGAUGGAGGGAAGCUGCGGUACCAGCUCUGUCAGUGGUUGGAGAGAGAGGUUGUGGCUCACCAGCAUGUUUGCAGCUAUAAGCCUUCCUUACCAGAACUGUCCGUCUCGGGUGAUGGCCCUGUUUCUGGCCUGGUGGAGGAGGAACAGCUUGGCAGCCCCCACAAUGAAGGCCAGAAGAGCAGGAGGCUCUGGCUCCAGAGCAACCAGCCGUUACUGAGGAUGUUUCUGAGCUACUGCAGCUUGCACGGCUCCCAUGGUGGAGGACUGGCUUCUGUACGCAUGGAGCUCAUAUUACUGCUUCAAGAGUCUCAUCAGGAUGACUCCCUCAAGUCUGUGGUGGCAGUGGAUUCCCAGCCUACCUCUAUCCCGCUGCUCACGGCCUGUACGGUCAGUGUAAAGACGGUGGUGGCCAACCCCAUUGUCUAUCUGACCAAUCUGACCCACGACAUCCUGCAUACCAUCAAUGCACUCGACUCUCCUCCACAUCCGGAUGUCGUUAACAACGAGAUCUAUGUGAUGCAUACCUUGGCUGCUUCCUUGUCUGCAUGUAUUUAUCAAUGUCUUUGUGACGGACACAAAUACAGCCAUGUGAACCAUUUCACCGGGACUGUGUAUCAGAGUGUUUUACUGUCUCAGAAGCAGGCAGUGAAAACCGUCAGCUUGGGUGAGGCUGUUCAGCCAAAUACUUCUCCUGCUCAGUGGCCUGGUAUCCCCUCUCUUAUUCGCCUGCUGAGCUCUGCAGGUGAGGAGACCCAGCCAGGCCUCGCUGUGCUGCUCUGUGAGAUCUUGACAGCAGUCUUCCUGAGUCUGUUUGUUCACGGCAUGGCCACACACUCCAGCAACGAGCUGUUUCGCAUCGUGGCUCACCCACUCAACUGCAAGCUUUGGAUGACUGUGUUUGGAGGAGGCGCCCGUGUCCCUGUCAUGGAUAAAGCCAGCAGUCCAGCAAGAACUCCGCCUCCAACCUCCCCAAGUGGGUUGGACCGGAAACCACGACGAUUCAGGAUUCUGUCAUCCCGCAGUGGAUCCAGGGAAGAGUCUGGAAUCGACCGUGAAGGACCUUCCAGUCCUAAGAUCGUAGUGGAACAGGAAGCGACUUCCAUUUUUAAAGAGGAUUUUGUUCCUCCAGAUCUCAGUAUUUGGGAUUAUUUCAUUGCCAAGCCUGAGCUGCCACUGUCACAAAACAGAGUUGAGUAUGACUCAGAGGAGAGCCAGGACAGCCAGGAUGAAGAUGAUGAAGACCUUGAAUUUGAAGAUGUGUUUGAGCCCAACCUGCCAGCGAAAGAGCAUUCAAACCAUAAUUCAUACAGCUGGUGUUUGAUGCGCCUGGCCAUGGUACAACUGGUGUUGGUCAACCUCAAGUCUUUUUACCCGAUGGCAGGAUAUGAUUUGUUAGAUUUGCCUGUGGCCUCGCCUCUGUGUCACGCUGUGCUGAAGACGCUGCAGCGAUGGGAGCAGGUGCUGCAAAAGCGGCUGGAGCUGUUCGGCGGCCCUCCGCCCAAGUACAUCUCCACUCACCUUCACGAUGAGAUCCUAACUCCUGGCCCCGCCCUUCUCAGACACAAAGCCCUGUUUGAGCCAUCCAACACUCCCUUCAGAAAUAACCACCACUCAGUACUGCCGGUGAAGCGUUUAUGGCAGUACUUGGUGAAACAGGAAGAGGUGCAGGAGACUUUCAUUAGGAACAUCUUCACCAAGAAACCAGGCACAAAUCAGUCGGUUGAGGACCACACUGACAGUAUGAAAUAUUCAGAAGUGGAGGAGGCAGGAAACAGUCAGACUGAGUCAGAUCUGGGCUGCCCCGGAGGCAAAGCACGCAUCAUCCACAAGGAAUCUGACAUCAUUACAGCCUUUGCCAUCAACAAGGCAAACCGUAAUUGUUUAGUCAUGGCCUCCACACAUGACAUUCAGGAGCUGGAUGUGUCAUCCAUCUUGGCCACGCAGAUCUUGACUUGGAUCGAUGAAGAUGAAGUCGAAUCCAAAGGUGUUGGUGGUGAUGACUUCCUGGUGGUCCAUGCGCGUGAUGACUUUGGUUCGCUUCACGGCACCACUCCAUACACCCACAGCAGCCCCGGCACACCCAUCAAUGUGCCGUGGCUUGGAGGCCACCAGACCGGCAGAGGUGCAGCUGUGAUGAUAAAGAGAAAUAUCAACAACGUGAGAAGAAUGACCUCUCAUCCCACACUGCCAUACUACCUGACAGGAGCUCAAGACGGAAGCGUGAGGAUGUUUGAGUGGGGUCACUCUCAGCAGAUCAUCUGCUUCAGAAGUCCAGGCAACUCCAGAGUCACCAGGAUCCGAUUCAACCACCAAGGGAACAAGUUUGGUAUUGUAGAUGCAGAUGGAGGAUUAAGUCUCUGGCAAACCAACACCAGUGGGAGCACACUCAAACCGUACCUGACGUUGCAGUGCCACAACAAAACAGCUCAUGACUUUGUUUUUGUUGGCUGCUCUUCCCUCAUCGCCACCGCAGGUCUUUCAACAGACAACAGGAAUGUUUGUCUCUGGGACACACUCGUCACUCCUGCAAACAGCCUAGUUCAUGCUUUCUGCUGCCAUGAUUCCGGCGCCACCGUGCUUUCGAUGGCGCAGCGGCGGCAGCUUCUCCUCACCGGCGGGAGGAAAGGUUGGAUCACCAUCUUGGAGCUUCCACAUCGACACCAGCGGCAGAGUUUCCAGGCCCACGACUCGCCGGUUAAAGCGCUGGCUGUCGAUCCCACUGAGGACUGCUUCAUCAGCGGAUCCGCUGAGGGAAACAUUAAGGUGUGGAGUUUGGCUACGCAGGGCCUCCUCUACCACUUCCCCAACGAACACGCCCGCCAGUCGCUGUUCAGGAACCUGGGGACGGGGGUGAUGCAGAUCGAGGUGGGUCCGGCCAGCCACAUCUUCUCCUGCGGCGCCGACGGGACCAUGAAGAUGAGGACGCUCCCCAACCGCUUCGCCGCGGCGCAAAGCAGCAGCACCCCCAAGAGCGACGUCAAGUUCUUCAUCUAGACGGGAAAACAUGGCGGAUACGAACAACGCAGUAAAAUAACCUGCUGUGAAUUUCUUUUUUUUUUUUUUCUCUCUUCUGAAAUGUGAACCCAAAUCUUGUCUCCAAGGGCGACCAAGCACAGGAGCUUGUCACAAGUGUUUAAAACUGCACAGGGUACAGACGAGAGCACGCUCAGCCAACAGAACCGCCGGCUCCCCGUCCACUGAGGAGCUCGUUUUGCACAGAGAGGGAAGCCGGAGACGUCUCAUAUAAAUGACAGGUGACCCUCUGUGGGAAGGAUUGAUGUAACAGAAUCACAUCCGGUCAGAAAGCAGCGGGAUGUUCAGACGGAUCGUCGGAAGCGAGCAGAUGCCAAUUUUCCCGUCGCUGGUAUCGCGUGACUCUUUUCACUGGAGCUGCUCUCCAGCCGGAUUCGAUCAGUCGGAUGAAGUUAGAGAUGAACGCAGGCGGUCGCCUUUACAGGGAGAUGCUUCUUGCUUUCUGACAAAUGGGUUGGAUAAAACACUAACUGAGCAAUAAUGAAGGUCCAAACAGCUUUUAGCUCUGCUGUUUCCAGGCAGAAGCAGCCGAGCAAAGAUAAUCAGCAGAGAUUCAUCCAGUCAUCUGAUGUUCUGGUUAUUUUGAACUCUGCAGGACGCUUAGUUAUUUAGACCAGACAUAUUUCUGAAGAGCAGAACUAAAAUAAAUGGACAGGGAGAUAAUGACAAAAGUUACAAUAAAAAGUGAUUUAAAAAUUCAGUGCAGGCUCUUUUUUUUUUUUCCUUUUUUGCUAAUAAAUUUGUUAGCACUGAUAAUCAGAACCUAACCUUAGAAAUAAAGCUAUGAAAUCGACUCCUGUAGUUCACCAGUUACACCAAGUAGUGCGAUAUAUUGACGUUUAUUGGUCCUCUAAUGAAACCAGAAAUAGAAAACUAUAAUUACUUUUAUCUACCCAAUAACCAUAAACAAUAAUUGCCCAUUCUUAGUAACAAAACGUUACAAUUUAAUAUGAUCAUAGAUGGGAUUUGAACAUUUUUAUGACUUGUUUUCAAAAUAAAUGUAAGUGCUGAUAUGCAGUAGUUUACGAGCGUGAAUCGAGCGUCACGCCUCUCAUCCAUCUGUCAGAAAGCAAAUAUGUCUCUUAAAGGUGAACGCUUCCUCAUCUCUGCACCAGUUUCUCUCUGUAUUUGCACAUAAGAUAAAUGAAGCUAAUUAUAUGUAGUGUAAUGCAUAUGACUACAGUAGGCAGGCUGAAGGUGGUAAGGUAAUAAAAAUAACAGAUGCCAGGAUGUGUGUUUAUCCCAGCCUAAAUUUAACCAGUGGUGUUAUAAUCAACAUUAAGUGUCCUUAAUCCUCUGAAUCUCCUCCUGCCAAUCCGGCACAGUGCUUUGGUUAUAGUGUUGCACAAAGUAGCUUUAAUUUAUCAGAGCUUUCUCUUGUUGUUUGACUCCACAGAUUAUUCCCUGUGGCAGGAAACUUUGCUGUUGACAAUGGAAACGGGGAGAUGUAAGGCUCAAAUUGGAAGUUGUUUUAGUGGAAAAUCAUGUUUUAUUCCAAAAUUGGUGCAAUUUCCCCAUCAACCGAUGGAUGGGGCGUUACUUCAGUCAUCGCCUUUGUUUUGUCCAAACAGAGACAAAACCUUUUUCAGCAAAAUACCCAGAGAUGCACCGAUUUCAGGCCAAUUUAUUUUCCGAUUUUGACCAAUUCUGAUUUUUUUUCUCUCUCUCUCUCUCAGGACUAUUAAAUAUGAGGAAAAAUGUGCUGCAGGUUCUCUUGUUUUAAAUCAAAGAAAGUAACAUUUUUUUUCCCAAUUCGUGCAUCAGAACAUAUAUCAUCUAAUAUUUAUCAGAUUUUUAUUACACUCCAAAGAAAAGUCCAUCAGAGUUCAUGCUGAUUGAUGUGUUCAUAGACUGAGAAAGGGUGGGAGUUUCUAGUUUUGAUGCAUUUAUUGAAUUCCUGCAGCUUUUGCCCAACUGAUCAGUGCAGCUCUAGUGAUAUCUUGAUAUUAUUCUGAUUAAAACCCUUAAAACUUGUAUCAGACAUACCUGAUCUUAGGAAAACGUGUUUCAUGCAAUUCUGUACAUAUAUACAUACACAAGUUUAUUUUAAUCUCGACUAGUCGUAGACAAACGGUGGGUAACAAUAAAAGCCACUUUAUGAAGAUUAUUCUGUGUAGACGGGUAUAUUUAUGAAAUAUGUUCAUGUUUAGGAGUAUAAGCUGAUCAAACCGCAAAUUCAACUCGUAUUUUCCUUCCUUUUUUUUGUUUGUCUCUGCAAAUAUGCGUGUUUGGAAAAUGUUCUGCAGCAGCUUGGAGAGAACGGUCAGUUUUAUUGUAGCCAGCUGAGUGUAUUUUUGCAGAAACUGGACAAUAAACAGAUCUUUUUUUAAAAAAACAAAUCAUUGCUCAUUUCUUUAAAGUCCUGCAGUUUAACAGUGUUUUGUUUCAGGUUGCUGCUGCACAAAGACGAUCAAACAAACGUCGCUGGCCUGAAUUGAAUUGAAAUGAUUUGUUUCUUCUCUCUUCUUUUAAUCUUCCAAAUGUGAACUUGAUUAAAUAAGUCUAAUUUUCUAAUGUAAAUCAUUGAAUUAUAUACAGAAAUCUACUGAUGUAAUAAAGGAAAAAUGUGGAACCA